AUGCCUAAACGUGGUUCAAAACAGUCGACUAUUCAGAAGAAUAAGUCAAGUAAGAAGAAAGGCUUCAGGGGAGUUCAAAAACAAACUGUUUUGAAAGCAAAAACGCGUGAUCAGACUGAAACUGUUGCUGUCACAUUUGUUGGCGAAGAGGAUGUUGUAAGUGAAAGAAUUCCUCCACCCAAAACUCCAGCUUCUUCGCGGAAACUAGGUGUCCAAGAACAGGAAUCAUCUGAUUCGGAGAGUUAUGAAUUUGAGGAGGAAGUAAAAGGGUAUCGGUUUGUUUCUAUGGACAGUUUGUUGAAGUUUGUUCGUAGGAUUCACUCACGUGGACCAUGUGCUUCAGGUGUGUUAUAUAAUAUUUUUAAUUUUUUAUAAUAUUUUUAAUUUUUCUUUAUUUUCGAGCACACAGUGUUUGUCUGUGACUAUACUAUAGUGUCUUACAUAGAACUAUUUUAUUUUAGGCAAUGUUAAGCUCAUUGAGAGAAGCAUUGAGAGAUUUGGUCUCAGCAGUUCUUUGUUUGCAAAGUGUUAUGAGUGUGGCAUGGAGGAAUUUAUGGCUACAGGAGAGCAUGAUGGUGAUCAAGAGACCUCGAGAACCAUCCAGGGUAAAGAUAUCCAUAGACGAGUAGUUUAUGCUGCCUUUGAGAUGGGAAUUGGUAGAGAAGGGGUGGCUAAGCUAUGUGAAAUCCUCAACAUGCCAUUCAGCAUUUCCAUAGACACUUGGUAUAACCAUGAGGGAAUUCUUCAUGCUGCACACGACAAAGUCACCAAGGAGCAGCUUAAAGCCAAUGCGAAUGAAGCAAAACAGGUUGCAAUAGAUGAAGGAACCUCAAGAAAUGAUAACAGUUCUCUUGUUGAUAUCCCUGUCACCUUUGAUAGCACUUGGUCGAAGAGGGGUUUUACUGCUAAUCAUUGUGUUGGCUUCGUAAUAUCAGCAGCAACAGGAAAGGUUUUAGAUUUGGAAGUCAUUUCCAAAACAUGCAAUCAAUGCUCUCAAAUGCAAGCUAGAUUGGAUAAAGAGACAUUUGAUGAGUGGUUUGCAGAGCAUGAGUGUGAUGGCUCCUAUAAAGGCUCCAGUCCUAGCAUGGAGAUGGAAUGCGCAAAGAGAUUGUGGGGGCGCAGCAUCGAUUAUAAUUUGCGCUAUAACUUUAUGAUCACUGAUGGUGACUCUAAGUCCUAUAGUGCUGUGUGGAAUAUUUAUGGUGCCUGUGAUACCUGCAAUGAGUAUGAAGUACUUGAACAUACUGACAAGAAAUAUAUCUCUUGGAAAGAGUCGCCUGAUUAUAUCAAGUGGGAGGACAAGCACCUGCAAGGAACAGCUGACUGCAAUCGCGUCUUCAAGCUGGACUGCAUAGGUCAUGUCCAGAAAAGACUGGGCAAGGCCUUAUAUGAAUAUCAAAGGAAUGCUACAAAGAUGGCAGAUGGAAAGUCUGUCAAAGGGAGUAAUGGUAGACUGACUAAGGUUGCCAUUGAAAAACUUAAAACUAAUUAUGGCAAAGCCAUACGCAACAAUGUUAAAACAGGAGCUCUUACAGCAGCACAGAAAGACCAAGCUGUCAAAGAUAUGCAGACAGCCAUCAAAGCUGGACUAUAUCAUUCUCUCAAGAUAGAAGAUAAGGAGAGGCAUCAGUUUUGCCCAAACAAUUCUUGGUGCAAAUUUAAGAAAGGCUUACCCUGCAAAGACAAGCCUCAUCAUCUGGAUGCAGUCUUCAAAGAGCCAUUGCUAAAGAUUUAUGAAAGAUUAAGUGAGCCAGCAUUGUUGCAAAGGUGUUUGCCAGGCUACACAAACAAUGCCAAUGAAUCUAUCAAUUCUCUUGUUUGGAAUAAGUGUCCAAAGCACAAGUGGCAUGGAUCAAAGAGAAUAGGAAUGGCGGCAAAUGCUGCUGCCCUUCAUUUUAGUUGCGGCGCAACUAAGAAACACGAUGUUAUGAGGGAAGCAGGCCUUGUUGUGGGACAUCAUACCAACAGAGCUAGUGAAAGAAGAGACUCAGGAAGAGUGAAACAGGCUGUGGCAAGAGGACAAGAAAAACACAAGAAAUAUAGGCUUGCAAGGAGACAAGCAAAAGCAAAAGAAGAGGAACUUAGAGUCAGAAGAGAAGGAACGACAUAUGAAGCGGGCGGUUUUAAUGACAUUGCUCCUCUCAGAGAACCCCAAAAGAAAAAAAAGGAAGAA
Porites lobata is the source of this 2173-nucleotide messenger RNA. NCBI's taxonomy places the organism in Eukaryota, Metazoa, Cnidaria, Anthozoa, Scleractinia, Poritidae. The record is from the annotation of a GenBank genome assembly.